GCUUUUGGUAGGCGCUCUAUGGCCGUGAAGAUGGCGGUGGCUGCGUGGCUUCAGGUGUCUCCUGUUAUUUUUCUUCUUUUAGGGGCGCAGCCGUUCCCAUUGUCGUUUCUUGGUGCAGGUCCAGCACCCGUGUUUGCUGCGGAUAGAUCCAAGUGGCACGUACCGAUGCCGUCGGGGAAAAGUUAUUUUAAUUUUGGAAAGAUUCUCUUCAGAAAUACUACCAUCGUACUGAAAUUUGAUGGUGAGCCUUGUGACCAGUCUUUGAAUAUAACCUGGUUUCUGAAAAGUGCUGAUUGCUACAAUGAAGUCUACAAUUUCAAGGCAGAUGAAGUAGAGACAUACUUGGAAAAUCUCAAGGAAAAAAAAGGCUUGUCUGGGAGAUACCAAACAUCAUCAAAAGUAUUUCAGAACUGUAGUGAACUAUAUAAAGCACAGAGCUUUUCUGGGGAUCUUAUGCAUCGACUUCCUCUUUUAGGAGAAAAACAGGAGGCUAAGGAGAAUGCAACAAAUCUUACCUUUACUGGAGACAAAAUUGCAAUGCAUGAACCAUUGCAGACUUGGCAAGAUGCACCAUACAUUUUUAUUGUACAUGUUGGCAUCUCGUCCUCAAAGGAAUCACCAAAAGAAAAUGCACUAAGUAAUCUUUUUACCAUGACUGUUGAAGUAAAGGGUCCCUAUGAAUACCUCACUCUUGAAGACUACCCACUGAUGAUUUUUUUCAUGGUGAUGUGUAUUGUGUACGUGCUAUUUGGUGUUCUCUGGCUGGCAUGGUCGGCCUGCUACUGGAGAGAUCUCCUGAGAAUCCAGUUUUGGAUUGGUGCUGUCAUCUUUCUUGGAAUGUUUGAGAAAGCUGUGUUUUAUGCAGAAUUUCAGAAUAUCCGAUACAAAGGAGAAUCUGUCCAGAAUGCCUUGGUCCUUGCAGAGCUGCUCUCAGCAGUAAAACGCUCAUUGGCUCGAACCCUGGUCAUCAUAGUCAGUCUGGGAUAUGGCAUAGUCAAGCCUCGCCUUGGAGUCACUCUUCACAAGGUUGUGGUGGCAGGGGCACUUUAUCUUUUAUUCUCUGGCAUGGAAGGAGUCCUCAGAGUUACAGGGGCCCAGACUGAUCUUGCUUCCUUGGCCUUUAUACCCUUGGCUUUCCUAGACACUGCCCUGUGCUGGUGGAUAUUCAUUAGCUUGACUCAAACCAUGAAGCUAUUAAAACUUCGGAGGAACAUCGUAAAGCUCUCUCUGUACCGACAUUUCACCAAUACGCUUAUCUUGGCAGUGGCAGCAUCUAUAGUGUUCAUCAUCUGGACGACCAUGAAAUUCAGAAUAGUGACUUGCCAGUCGGACUGGCGGGAGCUGUGGGUAGAUGAUGCCAUUUGGAGAUUGCUGUUUUCCAUGAUCCUCUUUGUCAUCAUGAUUCUCUGGCGACCAUCAGCAAAUAACCAGAGAUUUGCCUUCUCACCAUUGUCAGAGGAAGAUGAAGAGGAUGAGCAGAAGGAACCAAUGUUGAAGGAAAGCUUUGAAGGAAUGAAAAUGAGAAGUACCAAGCAGGAACCAAAUGGGAAUAGUAAAGCAAACAAAACACAGGAAGAUGAUUUGAAGUGGGUAGAAGAAAAUGUUCCUUCUUCCGUGACUGAUGUAGCACUUCCGGCCUUGCUGGACUCAGAUGAGGAACGAAUGAUCACACACUUUGAAAGGUCGAAGAUGGAGUAAACAGUAGGAAGCUGCCAUUGAAGAUGGCCGUACCGGGAGGAGACGGCUCGAGUGUCAGUCCUCUGCACUGCACUGCUCCAUGGGAAUUAAAGGAGGCAAUGGCAUCUUGCUCUGUUCCUUGAUCUUUGUGCUUGGGAGCUGGGGAGAGGUGUCAGCCAAGAAGAACAGCUUACUGAAAACACAUUCAUAGGAUGAGAAAAAUCUACAGGCUUCUUUACAUCAUUGGCACCCUUCCCUCCCAAACCCCAUCAUGGCUGUUUUUGCAAGCUAUAUGUUGUCCCUGAACUUUUAUUCUGUUGUUUAAUCUGUCAGACUAGGAAGUUUAAAGUUUAUAAAAGGACUGUGUCAUUUACACCAUAGUUUGUCAUCUCUAGGAGCAACUGCCUGUGGUUUUAUUUAUUUAGGAAGUUGUAUUGGUAAUGGAGAAAUUAUCCUUUAUUUUUGAGUUUCCUGGGAAGUCAAGAUUACAUCUUGCAGAAGUAGUUUGAGGGAAAUAGGCCCUUUUGAGUUAAGGAACCAUAGAUCUAUCAGUGACCAAAAAGGGGGGUGGGGGAGGGGGAGAGAAAGUUACAUGUGAUUCAAAAUCAAGUGCAAUUUUGUUUACAAAUGGUGUAUAUUAAAGAUUUUUCUAUUUCAGAUGUGCUUUAAAGAGAAAUAUUAGCUUAACUCUUCUGACAUCUGAUAUUAUGACACAUCCCAUUGCUGGCAAUGUGGUGCACACUUUAAAACUUUUAACUCCAUUUUAGUCAGCCUCCAAGGGCAGCAUUGCAGUCGCAGGCAAUGCUUGGUUUGCCUUCAUGCCAUUCUUUGGGAUUACACUAGAUGCCGAGAGGCACUCUGUUUCAGUGCUGUGAUUACUUACCCUGCAAAAGGGGUUAUCCUGCUUCAGAAGGGGGAGCUUAGAGAAGGAGCAGGUCCCGUUGCUUUACAAGCAGUUAUUCUUGCAUGAAGUGCUUUGGAGGCCCUAGACUGCUGCUUUCUUUGUUUUUUUGUUUUGUUUUUUUUUUUAAGAUUGGUGGUUCUAGUAUCUGGUGUUGGCUUAGAGACUGCUUAUAGCAUCACCAGGUGAUGGGAUUCACUUGAAGCACUGUAUUUCAGUUUUAAUGGUUUUAUCCAGUUUUGCCUUCCCUAAAUUUUUGUUCUACAUGAAAAGUUCAUGCCACUUUUUAAUAUAAAAAUUUUAACAAAA
Molecule: messenger RNA, 2887 nt
Organism: Rattus norvegicus (Norway rat)
Lineage: Eukaryota; Metazoa; Chordata; Mammalia; Rodentia; Muridae
Gene: Tmem87a
Product: transmembrane protein 87A
Exons: 20
Coding region: 19-1698 (559 amino acids)
Biological process (GO): monoatomic anion transmembrane transport
Cellular component (GO): Golgi membrane; cytosol; membrane
Source: RefSeq, marked validated